CCGGGCGGGCCGCACCGCGAGGGAGGCGGUGUCGGUGGACAGAUCGCGUCCGCUGGGACUCAAAAUCUCUGCGCGCCCUGAUCGAAGUCCCCUCCCCUGGCGCUCACCUCGAACCCGGCAUCGGGCUGGGCGCCGCACGGCCGUCGUGGUUUCCAUCCCUCCCUUCGACUUCUUGACAGUUUCAGAGAUGUCUUCCAGAAAUCCCAAAGAUUUAAUUAAAAGUAAAUGGGGAUCAAAGGCUGGUAACUCCAAAUCAGAAACUGCAUUAGAGAAAUUUAGGGGAGAAAUUGCAGCUUUAAAAACAUCAGUGGAUGAAAUCACAAGUGGAAAAGGAAAACUGACCGAUAAAGACAGACACAGACUUUUGGAGAAAAUUCGAGUCCUUGAAGCUGAGAGAGAGAAGAAUGCUCAUCAACUCACGGAGAAGGACAAAGAAAUACAGCGACUCAGAGAGCAGCUGAAGGCCAAGUACAACGCUACUGCCUUGCUUGAACAGCUGGAAGAGAAAACAAAGGAAAGUGAAAGGCGGGAACAGCUGUUGAAGUCCUUGUCAGAAGAGACAGAUGUAUUGAAAAAACAGCUGUCUGCUGCAACUACAAGACUUGCUGAACUUGAGGGCAAAGCCAGCACACUGCGGUUGUCACAGACUGUGGCUACAAGCUGUUUCAACUCAUCAAUGAAUAAUAUUCAUGAAAUGGAAAUACAGCUGAAAGAUGCUCUGGAGAAAAAUCAGCAGUGGCUUGUGUAUGAUCAGCAGCGAGAGGUCUAUGUAAAAGGACUUUUAGCAAAGAUCUUUGAGUUGGAACAGAAAUCGGAAACAGCUGCUCAUUCACUCCCACAGCAGAUAAAAAAGACUGAAUCAGAAGGUUGUCUUCAAGAAGAAAAGCAAAAAUAUUACAACCAGCUCUUGGCAAAUGCAAAAAAAGAUCUUGAGGUUGAACGACAAACCAUAACUCAGUUGAGUUUUGAGCUUAGUGAAUUUCGAAGAAAAUAUGAAGAAACCCAAAAAGAAGUUCAAGAUUUAAAUCAACUGUUAUGCUCACAAAGAAAGGCAGAUGUACAACAUCUGGAAGAUGAUAGGCAUAAAACAGAGAAAAUCCAGAGGCUCAAGGAAGAGAAUGAUAUUGCUAGGGAAAAACUUGAAGAAGAGAAGAAGAGAUCUGAAGAGCUCUUAUCUCAGGUCCAGUUUCUUUACACGUCUCUGUUAAAGCAGCAAGAAGAACAAACAAGGGUAGCUCUGUUGGAACAACAGAUGCAGGCAUGUACCUUAGACUUCGAAAAUGAAAAACUUGACCGUCAAAAUAUGCAGCAUCAGUUGCAUGUAAUUCUUAAAGAGCUCCGAAAAGCAAGAAAUCAAAUAACACAGUUGGAAUUCUUGAAGCAGCCUCGUGAGCUUGCCUUCACAGAGCCAUUAUUCACUUUCCAAGGAGAGGCUGAAAACAGAGGAAAAGUUGCCUCGCCAAAAAGUCCCUCUGCUGCACUGAAUGAAAGCCUGGUGGAGUGUCCCAAGUGCAACAUACAGUAUCCCGCCACCGAACAUCGUGAUCUGCUUGUCCAUGUUGAAUACUGUGCAAAGUAGCAAUGUAAUUAUCCUUUGUUUUUGUGUCAAAAGAUUCAGUACUGUAUCUUAUGUGAGCUUAUGGACGUUUUGAAUUACUUGUUUCAUCUCUUAUAUAAGAAACUGCCUGUCUACUUUGAGACUCUGGCAUAGGAGUGAAUCAUUGUAUUUUUUUGGCUACUUUGCAUUUUCCUUGGCAACUAUACCUCCAGGCUUCAGUGACAGCAUGUGGUGAGCAGCGACUGCUGAGACCUGAGACGACUAACAUUUUGCACUAUUAAAGUACUUGAUGGAGAAAAGAUGGUUUGGGUUAUUGCUCAUGGGUUAAAUCUGUUACACUGGCAAGCAAGUAUUUUAUGUUUUGUGGCUUUUUUAAAAUCAAAGACAAUUAACCAAGGAUCUUACCGUAUUAGCAUUUUUUUUCCAAGUGUU
Messenger RNA from Equus quagga, 1990 nucleotides. RefSeq names its product centrosomal protein 55 (gene CEP55). NCBI's taxonomy places the organism in Eukaryota, Metazoa, Chordata, Mammalia, Perissodactyla, Equidae. Gene Ontology annotation, biological process: mitotic cytokinesis; regulation of phosphatidylinositol 3-kinase/protein kinase B signal transduction. Bases 188 to 1579 code for a protein of 463 amino acids. The transcript is spliced from 9 exons. The record is from RefSeq and is a predicted model, not a curated record.